This is a messenger RNA of Anopheles bellator, 1428 nucleotides long. RefSeq lists its product as uncharacterized. Bases 79 to 1359 code for a protein of 426 amino acids. The transcript has a single exon. NCBI's taxonomy places the organism in Eukaryota, Metazoa, Arthropoda, Insecta, Diptera, Culicidae. The record is from RefSeq and is a predicted model, not a curated record.
AACCCGACGCCACACACAGAGAGAAAGAAGGAACCCUGGGCAAGGAACUUAUCGAGUGGAGUAUCGAGAUAUCGAGGUAUGGGACGGCGUACCGGACAUCGGCUAUCGGCUGCGCUGCUAGGCUGGGCGCUGCUCUUGUGGGGCGGUUCGGAGCGUGGAGUUGAAGGCCAGUUCCAGAAUGUGCCGAACCAGUGCACGGUCCAGGUCGGUGGGGACCUGAUGAAACAGCUCGGCCGGAUGACGGAGGGCCGCCAGCUGACGUGUGACAACACCUGGACGACUCUGCUGCUGACGUUUCACGAGACGCGCAAGAACCUGACCGGGUGUCUGGAGCGUGAGCAGCGCAACGCUAACGAUGAGCCUUCGACCACCUUCUGCCAGACGCUGCUGGACGAUGCGAAGCGACAGGCGCAGCAAGAGCGGGCCAAGCUGUCGGCCGACGCGGACCGCAACGCGCAGGCGGUCCAGCUCGACCUGAACAAGGUGCGCGACGACGCCCGCAAGGUACAGGCCGAGCUGGACGUGGUGAAGCGCGCACAGCGCGAAUACUGCCUGGAGCUGGUCGUGACCAACAUCGGCAUCGGCGACGCGAAGCAGGCACACAAGUACCACACGCUGUACACGCAGGGCCAACCGGCGGACCGGACGGCGUACGAGGAGAUGGUCCAGUUCGUGUACCGGAAGGUCGAGUACCAGAACGUGCGGGUCGGCUACAUGCUCGACUUUGCGCGCCAGCUGAACGAUGCGAACAUGCGGCUGCUGAUCUACGAGCGACUGCACGAGCAGAUGCUCAAGCGACCGAACAUCGCUGAGCAGGAGGGCCUGGCGGUGGUCCUGGCGUUCGAUGCGCUCGACGCGACCACCGAUGCACCGGCGCUCACGGCGCAGCUGCAGGCGCUCUACAUGAAGGCGUUCGACCCGGUAAUCAAGCGCUGGAAGCAGCAGCUCACGGUCGGUGAGUGGCGUGCGGUCGCCCUGUUCGGCCAGGCGUACCCGGCGUACUUCAAGCGCAUCCAGACCCAGCUCAUGACCGUCGACGCCAACGUGUGGAAGACGAUGGACUUCCCCAAGUUCCUGCUCACAAUCAACACCAUACCGAGCUCGGACAUCCGGCUCGAGUCGUUCCGGUUGGUGUUCGAGCAGGUGAAGCGCUACAACAAGGACAACCCGGACACGCACCUGAAGGCGCUCGCCCGCGAGACGGAGGUCUUCGAGCGCUUCAUCGAGCGCAAGAAGCUCGGCCAGGACGCGCAGGACCGCCUGACGAAGGUGAAGGAAAUGUUCAAGGGCUUCGGGCAGAACAAGGACUACGAGCACUACCUGAAGGAGGCCCGCAACGCCAAGGGCCGCAGGCGUUAAGCCGCCAGCCGCCAUACACACAGACCCCGCAACCGUUAAGCAAAAGCGACCAAUAAAGCGAUCUGCAAC